This is a messenger RNA of Sabethes cyaneus, 858 nucleotides long. RefSeq lists its product as uncharacterized. Bases 1 to 858 code for a protein of 285 amino acids. The transcript has 3 exons. NCBI's taxonomy places the organism in Eukaryota, Metazoa, Arthropoda, Insecta, Diptera, Culicidae. The record is from RefSeq and is a predicted model, not a curated record.
AUGGCAUCUAAACCAGCAUUAAAAAAGUACAUGUCGAUGGAUCAAAAACAAUACAUCGUAGAUUACAUGGCAAACAACAUAGAUUUUGCUAACAAUCGAUUCCAGUCACUGCGAGGCAAAGAAUUGCAGGUAAAAAAAUGGAGCGAUUUAAGCACCUCGCUAAAUGCUCUAGGAGGUGCUACAAAAUCAUCCGAACAGUGGGAACUGUCAUGGCGGGACUUGAAGCAAAAAACCAAAACGAAAUGGUUGAACAUACAUAAUCGCCAAAGUGGGGAGAAUGGGAUGCUAAAAAAAAAGCGCGAUGUUCUUUCAGAAAUAGAAAAAAUGGUCCUGGCUAUUAUGCAAAAGGAUACCCUAGACGGAGACGGAAACACCCAAGAAGCAGGAUUCGGUGAAUCGACUCUUCCGCUCGAAAUAACAAGUGAUGAGGUAGGAACAGAGUGUGACAUCGAAUUCUUGGAUGUCGAACUUCAGAAUGUACAAGCCGGUAUAGAAACUUCUGCUGAAUUAGAUGGACUAACUGGUAGCUUUGCACCGGUGUCAUCGAGAGAGUGUACUAAUGACAACCAUGCUGCAGAUUCUGCUACUAACUCAGGAGUAACAGCAAUGCUUCCAAAAGGAAGGCAAAUUGGAAGAGGUCACCGCUACAGUGAAACAUCGAUGCAAAAAAUGGAAUCCAAGAUCUUUGGUGUGCUUGAAAAAAUGCAAGAGGAAACACAGGAAUAUAGGAAACGCAAACUGGAAAUGCAGGAAAAAUUACUGAACAUCAAAGAGAGAAAGCUUGCAACUAUACAAAACAAGGUUAGCGUAUUGAACGCAAUUAACGAGAACCUAAGUAACCUGUUGCAACGCAAUUGA